Coniophora puteana RWD-64-598 SS2 is the source of this 3932-nucleotide messenger RNA. RefSeq lists its product as uncharacterized. Lineage: Eukaryota; Fungi; Basidiomycota; Agaricomycetes; Boletales; Coniophoraceae. Bases 22 to 3816 code for a protein of 1264 amino acids. The record is from RefSeq and is a predicted model, not a curated record. The transcript has 4 exons.
AACACUCAAGAUCAAGGAGCAAUGGCAAGGGGCAGAGGGAUACGCGAGUUCUAUACCGUAGAAGACCAGGACGAGCUCGUCGCAUACAUCGCAAGGAAUAACCCACCCAAGGAAGGCCGCUGCGGCAACCGCCUCUACAUCCAACUCUACGAGAACCUCGACAACCAGUGGCCAUGGUCAAGCCGGCAUAGCUGGCAGUCCUGGCGUGCCCAAUAUGAGAAGAACCAGGAAUGGUACAACUAUCAGAUCAAGAAGUAUCAGAAGGAGCAUGGCAUCAAGAGGGACGCACCUCCAGUGAAGCUACCUACAACCGAGAGCGCGAAACGACCGGCAUCCAAGCGCGUCAAGAUCAAUCAUGAGACGCGAGCCCGUGAGCGGGAUAGUGGAGGAACGCUGGAGGCAGAGGGCUCGAAGCACGCCUCGAAGGCGCCGAAGAAGAAUGCAGUCAACGGAAAGUGCUCGUCCGCUGCUAAGAAGAAGUCGCUCCCUCAGAGUGAUCACAGUUCGCGGGAGCCUCCCAAUGACACCACCGAGUCUGCCCCACCACAGUCCAAUGGAAUCACGACCUCGUCCCCCUCGCGUAAUCCCGACCCUACACCUAAAGCUUCGACAUCCCGCCAGCCUCCCGCGCCUCCAUCUCCAUCCCCUCCACCAGCCAACGACCAGCCCCGUGAGGAUGUAAACGGGGCUCACACCAUCGCGCUUCCCGAGCUUCCGACUAGAACCGACACGCAAGUUCUCUCCUCGCCAAACCACACCGCCCCCGGCGUCCGUGGGCUCGCCAAUGCCUCUACCAUAUCCGUUCAUCAGCCCUCGCCCUCGUUCAACCCCUUCGGAGAGACCCGCACCCCGCUCAAGCGCAAGCGCGCGCUGUCAAUCGACGAAGACAUCUUCGGCACCCCGCCACCGUCUGCUCCUCAGCCAUCUUGUCCGGGAGCCUCUGCCCCGACGACGCGUAACGGACCCAGUGCACGAACGCUCCCAAGGACCGUGAACGGAUGGCACGGUGUCUCGCUCGAGGAUAGCCGGGGUCGCCCGCGGCCGCUGCUGAAGGAGAGCUUGGGAGGCGGCGGUGGUGAGAGCGAAGACGGAGAAGAUGGUGGAGGGAGCCAGCCGAGGAAGACGUGGCCCCCUAUUCGGGCGUCGCAGAGGCGCAAGCGAGAACAGGAGCCUCGACAGGCGCAGCAGGAGCCACAGACGCCGACGAAGCAGUCCAAUGGCCACCCAGCUGGGGAUGUGGAGAUGGUCAAUCUGGCGUCGCCGACCCCACAGAAGGUCGCUGCUCCAUCCCACCGACGCUCGCCCUCGCCCUCGCCUCCACUCGAGGAGGCGCAUCAUCCAUUCAGCCAGGCUCUGCCUCCACUUCAGUAUCCACCCCCAACUCGCCGGGUGCGGCCAGACAUCGACUACAUCUCGCGUCAACCAAAACUGCCGCGUUCAGCAGCAGCAGAGCCAGAAACACUACGGCAUCACCCUUUCAGCCAGGUGUACACCAACCCUUCGACGUCAGCUGUCCCGCCCGCACCUGCCGAGGCGGAGGGAAGGCGGAGGUCUCGGCGGGGGGUCCGAGCUGUGCUCAGCGAGUUUGUGGGCACGAGCUCAGGCGGUGCGGCAGUGGCCGGCGAGCAAGCGCAGCGCGAUCAGCAAGAAGGACUCAACGGGAAUGUCGAGCCCGCCGUGCCCAUGCAUUCGUCCAGUAGGCUGGAGCACGUCAAUGACACCACGGUCGCCAACGCUGUAGCGUCGAGCUCGAAGGUCACGCUCGACGAGAUGCCUGCGCCUGCGCCUACACUGUCUACCGCGGUCCCUCCGUCUCCUGCUCGCAUACCCGAGCCCUCCGCGAUCCCUGUCGGCGCCCCAGCGUCAGGCACUACCCCUACACCUCGCUCAGGAGCAAGGCCUCGUGCAUCGACGACUCGUCAAGAUAUGCGCGAGCUUGGGAGGAGGAUUAUCGACGGGUCGUAUUCACCUUUGAAGAAGGCGAGCUUGACCGCUCCCGGUGGUGUAGACUCUACGCAACGGACUACGUCUGCGACUGCGAGUCCGGAGAAGAAGGCCAGUGCUGUCGCCUCGGCUCCUGUAGCUGAGGUGGAGAACGAUGCUGCGUCCCAGUCUCGGCCUCAUGUUGAGUCUCGCGAUGAAUAUUCCGUCGUUUUGGGUGCAACGGCUCCUGAGCCUCCGUCUACCGAGGCCACGUCCCCUGUACCACCUACUUCGCAACGCAGCAUACGCAAGUUUACGCCUCCAAGUACGAUCGACGCAUCUCCAUUCCGCGUGUCCAACGUCCCAACUUCUGUAAUUGUGUCAAAAUCGAGGGCCGACGACAACUCUGCUCUGGACACUUCUGUUCGUACCACCAUCCCUCAUCCCCCACUAGGCUCCAGGUCCAGGUCCAGCGAACGCCCCGAGGAGCAACCCCGCCCUGCUCUCCCUCGCCACCUUGACCCCGACCUCAUACGCCGCCGCCAGACGUUCGGCGGGUAUGACACUUCCUCGCAUCAAGUCUACGCGCCGAGCGUCGACUUCGUCGCGCUUGCGGAGGAGGCUCGAUCGCGAUCGCGCGGGUCCUCGUCUGCUCGCGGCGUCUCGGAUAACAUACUCGCGACCAGAACGGUCAGCAAGCGAAAGCGGGCAAGGAUAUCAGUACCUGUAACGAUAUCUACACCACGCGCGGUAGAAGAAUAUGACUCCGACAACGGGCCCUAUCCCCAGCCUCUGUUCCCCUCCGUCUCCCGGUCCAUCCGCCUCGACCAAAGCCGAGUGUCUGACCCGAUAUCUCCAUCGACACACCACGCCCCACCCGCCCGCCCCUCCCUCUCCUCCGCCGACGCGUCCCUCGUCCUACAAGACCUCCCCGCACUGGAUCACCUCUCCCCCGCAGACCACACGCUCAUCACUCUGCACGGCUACUCGCACAUCAUCGCGCGCAUGGCCGCGCACCACGGGUUCGCCGUCGAGACCGUGCGUGCGUGCAUCGAGCGCACGCGCGACCUGCGCGACGCGGACGAGGCGCUGCGUGCGCUGCACGAUGUUGUCGCGCGCCAUGAGGACAGGGUGUUUAGGCGGGUGCGGAGGCAGAGUCGGGCGCGGAGGGCGUCGGAGGUGGGGGCGGUUCGGGGCGGUGCGGGGGAUGUGUUGGGUGGUCUGGUGGGUGGAAGUGCGGACAGAAGGAGGAGCGUGCCGGAGCCGCAGAGCGUUAAGCGUUUGAGCGGUGCGUCUCGGUGGGCGGCAGAGAUCGACGACGAGAGCACGCCUCUGGUUAGGCGCUCUGGCGGCACCGGCACGGUGGCCCGGAGCCAGGCACGCACGUCCGCGAGCGGGCUCAGGUACAAGGUCGUGAGCGGCGAUCUCGAGAGCCAGGAACAGAGCUCGGACUACGAACCGCCCAAGCAGACACGAGCGGCUUUGUGGAAGCGACUGUCGAUGGGUGCGGAGGCAGAGCCGGAUGAUUCGGAGGCGCAAGGCGGGUUUGGCGAAGAGGAGCAGGCGGCAGACGGGGGCGAGGACGAAACGGGUGGGGCGGAGGCGGAAGAGAUGCCGAUCGAUCUAGAUGAAGAUGAGGACCUGGAGAUGCGGCAAACAGAGACUGAAGACGACCCCGACAAUGUCAGCGAGGUCGAUGACGAUGGCAUCAGCAUCUCGGAUGGUACAGAUUCGGAGGGCGAGAUUGAAGCAAGCGUUCGCAUGUCACCACUAUCGGACGAGGUUGAGGGCGAGGACGAGCCUGGGACGCCAAUAGCAACGCAGGUCAAAGAACAACUGAAGCCCCGGCCGUCAGUGUUGCGCAGGGCGAUAGGUCUUUUCGCGAGGGAAUAGUAGCUCAGGAUGCGUCUGUAUGGAUAUAUCGUACCUUCUCAUCUUUGUUCCUUACCCGAUGUACAGUAUCAUGUACUCAGUUGGUCUUCUGUACAUCGUACAACUCAGCAGCUGCC